Molecule: messenger RNA, 1470 nt
Organism: Lottia gigantea (owl limpet)
Lineage: Eukaryota; Metazoa; Mollusca; Gastropoda; Lottiidae
Exons: 4
Coding region: 1-1470 (489 amino acids)
Source: RefSeq, a predicted model, not a curated record
AUGUAUAUCAAUUUACAUCGAAACUAUGUCAGUAGACUUUUUACAUCCAAACAUUAUAUCGUGGUGCGACACGGAAUAGGAAUAAUGCUCCAACGAAAUUUUGUGCACAAUUUUCUACGGGUAUUGUUUGGAAUUACUUUGUUAAAUAUGGUCAAAUGCAAUGCUGAUGUUAGUCCAUUAGAGUUAUCAAUAACCAGAUUGGAAAAUAACAUUACAGCACAAUAUAGUGUGGUAUUUACUUAUUCUGAUGUUGGAAGAGUUCAGCUUAUCUGGUAUGAAGCAGACAUAGCAAAGAAGGAUGAUCAUCAGACCUUGGAUCCCGAAGGAUCCAAUGGUACAUCUUUGUUCACUACCAAUUCUACUGAGACUGUCAAACUGGAGGUGGUCCUACACAAUUACCUUAGAAUAUACUACUUCCACCAUCAUGAUGUGACCAACACAACUACAUUUUGUAUACCAUCAAAACAGGUAACAGCUGAACCGUCGGAUCUGAGAUACAGAUUUGGAAGCAUCCUACCUGGAAACCUGCUAAUUCACCCAAGCAAAGAUCCAGAUUUUGAAAUGGAAAUCAACUGGUCUUUGUUGACUGUUGAUUAUUCUCAAGAACAACCGGCCAUACAGGUCUACCAUCAAUGGAAAAUGAAGAGGACGUUCAAUCCACCUAUUGUGUAUAUAGAUAAACGAAUAGAAAACAAUACCACCAACAUCCUCUACGCUUUGUCAACAGAUCAACAGCGGCUUGAUGGUACUCUGAUAUGGUCUGUUUUGUUUGCAAGCACCAACCACGGUGUACCAUUAGAUCACAUAGUGUACAAACUAACACUUCCGGUUCUAGAGAGAAUAUAUACCGAACCGUAUGAUGAGAAUGUAUUGGGUUUUGUUAAUCAACAUCAAUCCAAAUACCCCGAUUGUUUGGAUAUGGAGUCUUGUGUGAUUACGUGUGAAGUUGUUGGGUUCUAUCCUUCAGAUAUUACUUUGUAUCGCAAUGACAAUUUUACAAAUUUCCAAAACGUUACCUUGUUUUCCAAGAUCGUUAGGCAUCACGAGUACGGGAUACUGGCACAUUUUACCAUCCCUUUAAUGACACAAGAACACGAAGGACUGUACAGAUGUGAGGCUAGGAACACUGUUGGUGUAUCAACGAGUAUUGGUAUUGAAUUAUUUUCCAGGAAACCUGUAAAUAUUUUACAUGAUGAAUCAAGUCUGGUUGAUUUUGAAGACGGGGAAGUUUAUGGAUUCACCUUGACAUGUUUAGCAAGAGGACAUCCUGCACCUACCAUGUCGUUUAGAAAGAACGACCCUCAUGGACAGACAAUAAGCAAUGGUACAAGUUACACUGUUGUAACGUCAUUUGAGGAUGAAAUUCACAGUAUAGUUUUAACGAUUCGACAAGUGGAUUACUCUGUAUUUAGCUAUGUUUGUGUGGCUGUCAACCAAUUCAAUAGGGACUAUUAUUCAUUUUAUCCUUGA